Messenger RNA from Pipistrellus nathusii (Nathusius's pipistrelle), 840 nucleotides. The record is from the annotation of a GenBank genome assembly. NCBI's taxonomy places the organism in Eukaryota, Metazoa, Chordata, Mammalia, Chiroptera, Vespertilionidae.
AUGGAGGCUCUUGUGAACGUGUACCAGACCAUGAUGAAGCAUGGAGAUCCCCGGAUACAGGGCUACCCUUUGAUGGGGUCCCCCUUGCUAAUGACCUCCAUUCUCCUGACUUAUGUGUACUUCGUUCUCUCACUUGGGCCUCGAAUCAUGGCCAAUCGGAAGCCCUUCCAACUGCGUGGUUUCAUGGUUGUCUACAACUUCUCAUUGGUGGCACUCUCCCUCUACAUUGUUUAUGAGUUCCUGAUGUCUGGCUGGCUGAGCAGCUACACCUGGCGCUGCGACCCUGUGGACUUUUCCAACAACCCAGAGGCUCUGAGGAUGGUUCGAGUGGCCUGGCUCUUCCUCUUCUCCAAGUUCAUUGAGCUCAUGGACACGGUGAUCUUUAUUCUCCGGAAAAAAGAUGGACAGGUGACCUUCCUACAUGUCUUCCACCACUCAGUGCUUCCCUGGAGCUGGUGGUGGGGAGUGAAAAUUGCCCCAGGAGGAAUGGGCUCUUUCCAUGCCAUGGUAAACUCCUCUGUGCAUGUCGUCAUGUACCUGUACUAUGGAUUGUCUGCCCUUGGCCCUGUGGCUCAGCCCUACCUUUGGUGGAAAAAGCACAUGACAGCCAUCCAGCUGAUCCAGUUUGUCCUGGUCUCGCUGCACAUCUCCCAGUACUACUUCAUGCCCAGCUGUAACUACCAGUACCCAGUCAUCAUCCACCUCAUCUGGAUGUACGGCACCAUCUUCUUCGUACUCUUCUCCAACUUCUGGUAUCAUUCUUACACCAAAGGCAAACGGCUGCCCCGUGUGGUUCAGCAAAACGGAGCUCCAGGUACUGCCAAAGUCAAGGCCAACUGA